This is a messenger RNA of Gopherus evgoodei (Goodes thornscrub tortoise), 2043 nucleotides long. It is a transcript of the gene DDX56, whose product is annotated as DEAD-box helicase 56. Bases 60 to 1730 code for a protein of 556 amino acids. NCBI's taxonomy places the organism in Eukaryota, Metazoa, Chordata, Testudines, Testudinidae. Gene Ontology annotation, molecular function: RNA helicase activity; ATP binding; nucleic acid binding. The transcript is spliced from 14 exons. The record is from RefSeq and is a predicted model, not a curated record.
CUGCAAAUGGCGCAUGCGCCCUGAGGCGGGGGCGGACAGGCGGGCAGCGCAGACUGGAGAUGGAGCCGCUGCCGAGCUUCGCGCACAUGGGGCUGGACGGGCGGCUGCUGCAGGCCAUCGCUGAGCUCGGCUGGGCCAAGCCCACGUUGAUCCAGGAGAAGGCCAUUCCACUGGCCCUGGAAGGCAAGGACCUGCUGGCCCGGGCUAGGACUGGCUCUGGGAAGACGGCCGCCUAUGCCAUCCCCCUCAUCCAGCACUUGCUCCAAGUGAAGAUGUCCCCCUUGGUGAUGGAGCAGGCCGUGCGUGGGCUGGUCCUGGUGCCCACCAAGGAGCUGGGCCAGCAGGUGCUGCAGAUGAUCCAGCAGCUGACGGCGUACUGCACCCGUGAUGUCCGUGUUGCUGAUGUCUCUGGGCAGGUGGACAUGUCUGCACAGAGGCCCAUCCUGAUGGAGAAGCCGGAUGUGGUGGUGGGGACGCCGUCACGGGUCCUGGCUCACCUGCAGGGCCACAGCCUGAGCCUGCGCCACUCCCUGGAGGUGCUGGUCCUGGAUGAGGCCGACCUACUCUUCUCCUUUGGCUUCGAGGAGGAUCUGAAGAACCUGCUGUGCCACUUCCCCAAGAUCUACCAGAGCUUCCUGAUGUCAGCCACCUUUAACGAGGAGGUGCAGGCACUGAAGGAGCUGGUGCUGCACAACCCGGUGACCCUGAAGCUACAGGAGUCCCAGUUGCCGGAGGCGGCCCAGCUGUGCCAGUACCAGAUCCGCUGCGCGGGCGAGGAGGACAAGUUCCUGCUGCUCUAUGCGCUGCUCAAGCUGGGGCUGGUGCCAGGCAAGGCCAUUCUCUUCGUCAAUACCGUGGAGCGCAGCUACCGCCUGAAGCUCUUCCUGGAGCAGUUCAGCAUCCCAGCCUGCGUGCUCAACUCCGAGCUGCCCGUGCAGUCCCGGUGCCACAUCAUCAGCCAGUUCAACCGAGGCUUCUACGACUACAUCGUGGCCACCGACGAGCAGGCGCUGGCGGAGCCCGCGGUGCGGGCCAAGAGGAGGAAGGUUGCCAAGGCAGAGAAGGGCAAAGACCCAGAGUAUGGUGUGGCGCGGGGCAUCGACUUCCAGAACGUUGCCACCAUCAUCAACUUCGACCCCCCCCCCUCGGUUGAGUCCUAUAUCCACCGGGCCGGCAGGACGGCCCGUGCUGACAACCCCGGCACAGCCCUGACUUUCGUGACACACCCAGAGUGCCCCCUGCUGGCCGAGAUUGAGGAGGCUCUCGCAGGAGAGAACACCGAGCCUGUGCUGCGCCCCUACCAGUUCCGGAUGGAGGAAGUCGAGGGGCUCCGCUACAGAUGCCGGGACGCCAUGCGCUCCGUCACCAAGCAGGCCAUCAAGGAGGCGCGGCUGAGAGAGAUCAAAGAGGAGCUACUCAACUCGGAGAAGCUGAAGACGUACUUCGAGGACAAUCCCCACGACCUGCGGCUGCUGCGCCACGACCGGCCCCUGCAUCCGGCCAUCGUCAAACCACACCUGCGCAAUGUGCCUGAGUACCUGGUGCCCCCCACCCUGCGCGCCAUUGCCCAGCCCCUGCUCAACAAGCGCAAGCAACGGAAACACUUGGCCCCCAGCAGCAGCCGCCCCAGGGGGGGCUUCCAGGCCCGGGGGGGGCGCAACCCUCUGCGGAGCUUCCAGUACAUGGGGAGGAGACCUCGGCGCCCAGCUAGCGAAGGGAAGACGUCCUGAGCCAUGGGCCCCUGUCAACGACAACACCUGUCUGGACUCAGAAUGGACAAUGUCCAGUAUGGCUGGGGCUGAUUUCCCCCCCUGGGCCAAGAGGAGACAAAUGCUGCACCCCGCUGCCCCGGCCUGGCUCCGCUCUCUGAGCAGGGGUCCUAUGGGGCACCUGUGGCUGGGCGUGGGCAUCUCCUGCUGCUGCCGUCAGCCAUGCCCCAGUAUCAGGCCUCGGGAGCCUGUGUGUGGCUGUGGGAACGGGGGGCUGUGGCCAAAGGGUUGUAGACGGCAGCUGACCCCAAUAAAGCUCAGUCCUGGCUCAACA